CUCUUAGCUUAUGGACAGACCUUUUGUGUUCACUAUUCAAUAAAAACACUAUUGAAUCAGCAAAAUUUUCAUUUUGUGGCAACUUAUUAAAGUGCCAUAGUCACGUUUGCUGCUGUGGAGGUUUCAAGUUGACGUACGUUUCUAAGGAGGAAACAAAUUUUUCCGUUCGGUGUACUUUGCAUGAUUUGCAGAUGUUCAAUUAAGAAAUAAAAGAUGUUUAUUGUGGAAAUGUUAAAACCGAGGAGACCUUUGGGAGUACUCGAAAGCAGAUCAGGUGCAAAUUUGUCAGUUGUCAUUCGGGGAAGAAAAGAAUACGAAUUUGAUUUAUUUCUUACACUAUUAUAUUAAAGUGAAAGAAUAAGCAGUGUUUCGAGGCGAACACCCUGAAAACUAAGAUGGAAACCAUUUUGACAAAGCAACCUGCAGUGUUUGACUGCGACUCUACGUCUGCUAUGAUAAGGAGCUUCACAAAUUCUAAAAGCAAUUACAUUGGAACAGAUCCCAUAGCAGAACUAAGGAAUGUUGAUGAAUCAAUUAGGUGCAAGAACUUGUAAAGGAGAUAUUUGGUCGCUCGCCAAGUAAGGCUGUGAAUCCGGACGAAGCUGUUGCUUUAGGAGCGGCCAUUCAAGGUGGAGUUCUUGCUGGUGAUGUGAAAGAUGUUCUUCUGUUGGAUGUUACACCUUUAUCCCUUGGCAUUGAGACGCUUGGGGGUGUCUUUACCAAGCUCGUAGAUAGAAACACGAAUAUUCCUACGAAAAAGAGCCAGGCUCAGUAUUUUACCAUUAAAUUCAGCAAGAUUCCUUUGCAAUUUACACCACUGUAACAUAGCAAAUUUCACUUGUACGCUACAUACGUAUGAUGUGAUUGAAAUCAUCACAGUGUAUCUAUGAAGCUCAAUUGCCAUUGACUUGAUCCAGUUUAAGCAUUGUACUUUUUGUACAUUUGCAGGUGUUCUCCACCGCAGCUGAUCGUCAGACGCAGGUGGAAAUUAUGGCUGCAGAUAAUAAAACUUUGGGACAGUUUUCUUUGGUUGGCAUCCCACCUGCACCACGUAGUAUACCACAAAUUGACGUCACGUUCGACAUUGAUGCUAAUGGCAUUGUCAACGUGUCCGCUCGUGAUAAGGGAACUGGAAAGAACAACAGAAAAAACCAAAAUUGCCGAAGUCUACUGUGGUUAUUUGUACAGCGUGAAAUCAUGUCUUUUGCAAUGGGUUUAUCGAGAUUUUCAGCAAAGAACGCUCUCAGUACUUUGCGGUGUGCAAAUAUCACACGUUCGUUUUCGAGGAUUAAUAGAAGUACAUUGAGUCAAACAAUCUCCACUCAUAAUGCACCAUUCAGAUCGUAUGCUUCUGAUGUACGUGGAGCAGUUUGUGGCAUUGAUCUUGGUACAACAAACUCAUGUGUUGCUGUUAUGGAAGGCAAAACACCUAAGGUGAUUGAAAAUGCUGAGGGAGCAAGGACAACUCCAUCAGUUGUAGCAUUUUCAUCAGAUGGAAAGGUGCUUGUUGGAGAGCCUGCAAAACGACAGGCAGUGACCAAUCCCCAAAAUACCCUUUAUGCGACAAAAAGAUACAUAGGAAGACGCUUUAAUGAUUCUGAAGUUCAAAAAGAUCUUAAAAACCUUUCAUUUAAAAUUGUAAAGGCAUCAAAUGGCGAUGCUUGGUUUGAUGUUCAAGGGAAAAUGUACUCACCAAGUCAAAUUGGUGCAUUUGUUUUGAUGAAAAUGAAAGAAACUGCUGAAAGUUACUUGAACACAAGUGUACAAAAUGCAGUUGUCACUGUACCUGCGUAUUUUAACGAUUCUCAAAGACAGGCAACAAAAGAUGCCUGCCAGAUUGCAGGUUUGAAUGUCCUUCGUGUCAUCAAUGAGCCUACAGCUGCAGCACUUGCUUAUGGAAUGGAUAGAGCAGAAGAUAAAAUCUUAGCUGUUUAUGAUCUUGGUGAUGGUACAUUUGAUGUGUCCAUCUUGGAAAUCCAAAAGGGUGUAUUUGAAGUGAAAGCAACAAAUGGUGAUACUUAUUUGGGUGGUGAGGAUUUUGAUAAUGCUCUUCUUCAGUAUCUUGUAAAGGAAUUCAAAAGAGAGUCGGGAAUUGAUCUUACGAAGGAUAACAUGGCAAUUCAAAGAUUAAGAGAAGCUGCUGAAAAAGCAAAGAUUGAGUUAUCGUCGUCCAUACAAACGGAUAUCAAUCUACCUUACAUUACUAUUGGAGCGUCAGGACCCCAGCACAUGAACAUGAAAUUAACAAGAGCGAAAUUCGAGUCACUUGUUGCUGAUUUGAUUCAAAGAACUGUUGAACCUUGUAAAAAAUGUAUGAAGGACGCUGACUGUACAAUGUCUGAUAUUGGAGAAGUGUUGUUGGUUGGUGGUAUGACAAGGAUGCCUAAGGUGCAAGAACUUGUGAAGGAGAUAUUUGGUCGUUCGCCAAGUAAGGCUGUGAAUCCGGACGAAGCUGUUGCUUUAGGAGCGGCCAUUCAAGGUGGAGUUCUUGCUGGUGAUGUGAAAGAUGUUCUUCUGUUGGAUGUUACACCUUUAUCCCUUGGCAUUGAGACGCUUGGUGGUGUCUUUACCAAGCUCAUAGAGAGAAACACGACUAUCCCUACGAAAAAGAGCCAGGUGUUCUCCACCGCAGCUGAUGGUCAGACGCAAGUUGAAAUUAAGGUUUGUCAAGGUGAACGUGAAAUGGCUGCAGAUAAUAAAACUUUGGGACAGUUUUCUUUGAUUGGCAUCCCACCUGUACCACGUGGUAUACCACAAAUUGACGUCACGUUCGACAUUGAUGCUAAUGGCAUUGUCAACGUGUUCGCUCGUGAUAAGGGAACUGGAAAAGAACAACAGAUUGUCAUCCAAUCUUCUGGUGGUUUGAACAAAGAUGAGAUUGAAAAUAUGAUUAAACAAGCUGAAAUGUAUGCAGAAAGUGACAGAGAAAGAAAGGAAAAAACUGAAGCAGUCAACCAUGCUGAAAGCAUUUUACAUGACACAGAAUCGAAAAUUGAAGAGUUCAAAGAUAAGUUGCCACAAGACGAGGUUGCCAGUUUGAAGGAGGAAAUUACCAAAGUACACGCGGUGUUAGCAAACACCGAGAAUUCUUCUGCGGAAGAAAUUAAAGAGCGAUGUAAUGAAUUACAACAGAAGUCACUCAAAUUAUUUGAGAUGGCUUAUAAAAAGAUGGCUUCGGAAGAAGAGGAUGGCUCGCAAAUAAAUUAACAGCCUGAACAUGAAAAAAAACAAGGCGAAAACUAAAACGGUCUCCAUUUUAUUAGUAACAUACACUCAAUAAACGGAAUUUGGUAUUGAUCACCAACCUUUUCAUUUCAAGUUGCAUGGUAAUAUCAUCAUUCUCAUCUUCAAUGUAGUAUUCUAGUAUAUUUUCAAUAGGUUCUGUGCUUCUUGUACUUGUUGUGAGUGUGAUUGAGAGUAGGUACUUUCUGCUUUUGUAACUGUAGUAUGAUUAAUUUGAGGUCUCUGUAUGUCUGGUUUUAUCACUGUAGUAAUCAGGAUUAUGAUCAUUAGAAUUAUCAGACAUCUAACAACACAAACGAAUGAAAAUACACUCUCGAACCUUUGUCUGGGAUGGCGAGUCCCCUGCUUUUGUAGAAAACUAUUUGGCGUCUUUCUUCAGCUGAGAAGGAUGAAAUAAAAUAUUGAUCUAUUAAAGUGGUAUGCAUGUAAAUUGAAAAUCAAUGUCACCAAUUUGAGGUAAAAACAUUAACCUUCUGCAAAAUCAGGUACCAGUUUAUUAACUAUGUCCUGAUGAACACAAUUGGUUCUGGAAGUUGAAAAGCAUAGGAUCAAAUUUUGCCCACCUCUGGUACUUAAAUGAAAAUUAAAUGGUUCUCCUUACUUAAGAUUAUACCAAGGAUUUGUUUUAUGCACAAGCUCAUGGCAUAGUGGACAUUUGUAGUUGCAACGAACUCUCUCAAAAUGCUUCACAAUACAACUUCUACAAACUUAAAACAUAGCCAAGUGUGAAAAUUGUGCCAUUAUCACCCUCUAACCAAUGAUGGCAACAUAAGUGUUGGACUAGCAGUUUGUGAAACACUUGAUGAAAUACUAACAGACAUUCAGUUAUUGAUGUAGACAUUCAGUUAUUGUUGUAGCAUCAACUAAAUAUCCUUGGCAAACUGGACACGUGAUGUGUGAAUUUAGUAAUUUCAUUUGGAUUGACCUUGGUUUCUAAACACAACAUAAAGACAACUUGUAAUGUCGUGAAAUCCUCUGUUAUUAAAUAAAUGGUUAUAGUUCACCAGUGCUAA
Molecule: messenger RNA, 4256 nt
Organism: Xenia sp. Carnegie-2017
Lineage: Eukaryota; Metazoa; Cnidaria; Anthozoa; Malacalcyonacea; Xeniidae
Product: stress-70 protein, mitochondrial-like
Exons: 21
Coding region: 991-3207 (738 amino acids)
Biological process (GO): protein refolding; cellular response to unfolded protein
Cellular component (GO): mitochondrion; cytoplasm
Molecular function (GO): ATP-dependent protein folding chaperone; heat shock protein binding; ATP binding
Source: RefSeq, a predicted model, not a curated record